Molecule: messenger RNA, 654 nt
Organism: Struthio camelus australis
Lineage: Eukaryota; Metazoa; Chordata; Aves; Struthioniformes; Struthionidae
Source: RefSeq, a predicted model, not a curated record
CUCCUCAGCUUUCCAAGUGGGGAGUGGAUAUGUACGUUCUGCAGAGAUCUAAGCAAACCAGAGGUAGAAUAUGACUGUGACAAUUCGCAACACAGUAAGAAGGGGAAAACAGCACAAGGCCUCAGUCCUGUGGACCAAAGGAAAUGUGAACGUCUCCUGCUUUACCUGUAUUGUCAUGAGCCGAGCAUUGAAUUUCAAGAGCCAGUCCCAGCCUCGAUACCAAACUACUAUAAAAUUAUAAAGAAACCAAUGGAUUUAUCUACAGUGAAAAAGAAACUGCAAAAGAAACAUUCUCAACAUUACCAAACUCCUGAGGAUUUUGUGGCAGAUGUCCGGUUGAUCUUCAAGAACUGUGAAAGGUUUAAUGAAGCUGAUUCAGAAGUAGCACAGGCAGGGAAGGCAGUUGCGUUAUACUUUGAAGAUAAACUUACAGAGAUCUACCCAGACAGGACCUUCCAGCCUUUGCCUGAAUUUGAGCAGGAAGAGGAUGAUGGUGAAAUAACUGAGGACUCCGAUGAAGAUUUUAUACAGCCACGUAGAAAACGUCUAAUAUCAGAUGAGAGACCAGUGCAUAUAAAGUAAUCUAAUGAUAUGGACCUAAAUUUAUUGUAAAAACUGUUAUUUAAAUAUUCCUGGAAUAUUAUCAUGCCUACA